Molecule: messenger RNA, 699 nt
Organism: Octopus bimaculoides (California two-spot octopus)
Lineage: Eukaryota; Metazoa; Mollusca; Cephalopoda; Octopoda; Octopodidae
Source: RefSeq, a predicted model, not a curated record
AUGUCAGAAUCGGAUUGCAAUAAUCCAGACACACUUUUAGAGAAAUUUGAAAGACACCUAGAGCCCAGAUCAAACCAUAGAAUUCAUAGGUACGAAUUCCAGGGCCUGAAACAAGACCCACAAGAAACGAUUGACAACUUCCUGUCCAGACUAAAGAAUGUUGCCGAGAAGUGCAAAUUCAAAGACAAGGACGAAAGGAUUGUUGAUCAACUUAUAUGGGGGUGUGCUCAUAAAGAAGUCCAGAAAUCCCUCAUUGGUAAGGACGCUCUCCAGUUGGCAGAAGCAGUAGACACUGCAAGAGCAUUCGAAGCCACUACCAAACAAAUGGCCUCACUCACUCUGCAAAGAAACACAACAGGCAGCAGUGUAGAUACUGUAUCUAAACGUAGGAUGAAACAUAUCCACAAACAGAGAACAUAUCAGUACUGUGGUACAGAUCAUGAGUUCAAUGACCGGAGGAAAUAUCCUGCAUUCGGUACACACUGCAAAGCAUGUGGAAAACCCAACCACUGGGGAAAAAUGUGCAGACUAGUAAAAUCUCAAAAAUAUAAGCCCCAAUUUUCAAAGUGGAGUGGUAAAAGAAGACAAAGAGAUGUACAUGCCCAACAUCUGCAAGAAAACACCUCAGAGGAGGAAUUCUUGGCAGUCGGCAUAAUAAAUGUACAUGAAAUGGGAAAUAACAACCAGAAAACAAAAUGA